AUGAAAACUGCUAAAUCAUCGGGCUAUGACAAAAUUUCUGUGAAACUAUUGCAGGUCGCUGGGGGUGCAAUCGUUGUGCCACUAACGUAUAUAUUUAACCAAUCUCUUAAGACUGGAAUUUUUCCAGAUGACUGGAAAAUUGCUAAAGUAACACCUAUCCACAAAUCAGAAGAAAAAACCCUAUGCGGUAAUUAUAGGCCGAUUUCUGUCAUUUCUAUAGUUCCCAAAGUAUUUGAGAAAGUUGUACAUGAACAAUUAAUGAAAUAUUUGGAACACCACCAAAUAAUUUCCAAAUUUCAGUCCGGAUUUCGUGUAAAUCAUUCAACUGAAACAUCAUUACUACAUGUAACUAAUAGCUGGUUAGCAAACAUGGACGCUGGUUUGAUUAAUGGUGUCCUAUUUUUGGACCUUAAAAAGGCCUUUGACACGGUAAACCAUAAGAUUCUAUUAUCCAAAUUGGGAUUUUAUGGAAUUCGUGGAUUAGCACUGUCAUGGUUUCAAUCAUAUCUUAGUAACAGGAAACAAAUUUGCAAAGUAAAUAACUCGCUAUCAACCUUCCAAAAUAUUACAUGCGGCAUCCCACAAGGAUCUAACCUUGGGCCACUUCUGUUUACAAUUUAUAUAAAUGAUCUGCCAAAUAGUUUAGAAAUAACUGAACCCGCCAUGUUUGCUGAUGAUACAAGCUUAACUGCAACUGGGGAGUCUUCUUUUGAAAUUGAAUACAAAUUGGGGGGGGAAAUCCAAAACGUUAAGACUUGGUUAGAUGCAAACAAAUUAACAUUAAAUGAAGAAAAAACCGAGUAUAUGCUAAUCGGCUCAGGAAAGCGCUUAAAACAGAUCAGAAAUGACCCUAUUAUUAAAAUUAGAGAUCAUAUAAUUAAACGGGUUUACAAGAAAAAGGUCUUAGGCUUAGAAAUAGACGAUAAAUUACAAUGGACAAAACAUGUUGAAAAACAAACUAAAAAGAUUUCUUGUUCUAUAGCUAUGUUACGAAAAGUGAAGCCUUACGUACCUCAAGCAACACUACAGAUGAUGUAUAAGUCAUUUGUACUCCCCUAUUUCAACUAUUAGUCCAUGGGAUUCGCAACAAAUAAGUCGUUUUGAGUCUCUCAAAAAGGGACCAAAAAUCGUUGCAAUUUUAAUAACAUUUAUUGUAUGGAGAGUUCGAAAAAAGCAGGUAACAAGUUCGGGUACCCGGCUAUCAUGUCGUAUCAUGACAUUUUAAAUGCAAUGUAUUGCUAAGUGACAAGAUUAAUACAUUAUAAGGUUUGAAAACGGAACUAGUUAAAUAUUUAUUAUCCUUUAUUUUUCCAAGCCCGUGUCUCAUUGCUUUGACAUGAACCUUUUAAAAAUAUCUCUCGGGAAACUAUGUAUCGAAAUACGAAUGGUUAACCGUAACGUCUUUGGGGUGAUUUCACCUUGUUAAAAUUGUGUAAAGUACUUGUCUGCUUUCACUAACGUUCAAAACGAUGUUUAAAAAUGAAUUGAAUAUAACCACACUUAUUUGCUUUUUACUUUUUUACUCUAUUUUACAAAAUAUGGCAAAAACUAGUCUUUUUAUAGGCUAUUUUUAUACUCCUACAAACACGGGAGCCUAGGUCUUAAUAGCUAAAUAACCUGGUCAGCGGCUUGGUCAGACAGAACUAAUUUAUUAUAAACUUAAAUAGUAACAAAGAAGUAAAAAGUAAACAAAGUGUGUUGAUAAAAUAAAGAUAUUUUAUACUAUAUACGGUGUGAAUUCUACAUUGGUAUUUACUUCAUCAUUAUGACGACUCUGUCAAUAUUAUGUUAAUGUAUGCGAAAAAACUAGAACUGCACGUGACGUCAUAUCUAGGUCACGCCAUCUUUUAUAUAUUGCUUUUAACACGUGGUUUUACUGUUUACGUUGUUGUUACGAAAUGUAGAUCAUAAACUCAAAUAUCCGUGGUCCGACUGAAUGAUAUUCAAUAAUACUAACAGACUCCUUCUUCAGCAAGCAACUCGAACAAAACUCCGCCACCUACGGCCGCUACGAACGUCGUAGCUACGAACGCGGUGGCAGUUAAAAUUCCGCCAUUUUGGCCUUCCGACCCAGAGCUCUGGUUUGCACAAGUCAAAGCGCAAUUUUCGGUGAAGAAUAUGAUAUCACAAGGUACCAAAUUCGCUCAUGUCGUCGCGGCUUCAUUGACCAAAGUUGCCACUGAGGUUCGCGACCUGAUCCUUACGCCUCCUCCUACGAAUCCGUUCGAUGUACUUAAAGCUACACUCACCGAGCGAGUGUCCCUUUCCAAGCGUCGAAAGAUCCAACAACUCUUACAGGCUGAAGAGUUAGGGGACCCAAAAUCAUCGCAACUGCUCCGACGCUUUCAAUAAUUACAUGGUACAUCCGGCAAAAAGCUUCUUCGUGAGCUUUUCCUACAGCGCCUGCCUUCGAAUGUCCAGAUUGAUUUGUUAUCAUAUCCAGACAAACCGUUGGCUGACUUAUAGCAUUGAUGGCUGAUGGAAAGAUAGAGCUAACCGAUGCUCGCCCAUCCAUUGCCCAGAUUGAAACACCCGAGUCAGCAGAAAUCUCAUCAAUCAGAUCUGAUCUCAAUAAAGUUCUCAAGCUUCUUGACACUGGAGCACGGAAACUUGCUGCUGAUCCCAAGUUGGUCAAGGAAGGUCUGUGUUGGUAUCACACCCCAUUUGGUACACAGGCUUCAAAAUGUCGUCAACCCUGUACUAUACCGCGCCGGGAAACGACAAGCCCGAUCACCAGUAGAGGCGCACGUGACUUGGGCUUGCUCAAGCCACCUGUUGUAUGUGACGGACAAACAUUCAAAAACUCGGUUUCUAAUUGAUACAGGUGCCGAGGUCAGUGUUUUCCCAGCUACGCAACAUGACAAGCGGUAUUGCAGAAAGGGGGUUUCUCUGACCGCGGCUAAGAAUUCGACAAUUCAUACCUAUAGCAAGCGUGAACUUUGCCUGGACCUUGGUUUUCACGGGCAGCUGAAGUGUUCUUUUCUCAUUGCAGAAGUGAACCAACCAAUUUUAGGUGCUUCCUGCGGUAUAUUCGGGUAUUGGUUGAUGUUGCCAACUCUUGUCCCGUAGAAGCAGCAACAUCAAUGAUUGUACUUGCACAGACCUCACCAUUCCGUUCUCUCAAUCGCAUAUCGCUAGCUAAACCCACCAAUGGGUUUGAUACCAUUUUUGCUGAGUUUCCGGUAGUCUGUAAACUCUGCAUCACCGAUCCAGCUGUUAAGCACAAUGUUCAGCACCAUAUUAUCGCGGCUGGACCGCCCACUUUUGCGAAGGCUGGACCCCUUUCUCCUGAAAAAUCCGCAGCUGCAAAAACCGAGUUUGACCAGAUGCUGUCUUCUCACACGGUGUGCAAGUCAUCAAAUAACUGGGCAUCCCCACUUCAUAUGGUCCCAAAGUCGAACGGUGACUGGCGCCCCUGUGGUGACUAUCGAGCUCCCAAUGCAGCCACUAAACCAGACCCUGUGCCUCACGUUCAGGAUUUUUCUGCUCGCCUUGCUGGUUGUAAAAUCUUAUCCAAGAUUGACCUGGUUCGUGCAUACCAUCAACUUCCUGUUGCUCCUGAGGAUGUCUCUAAAACAGCAGUCAUUACACAAUUCUGCCUUCUUGAGUUCAAACGUAUGCCAUAUGGACUGCGCAAUGCGGCCCAGACAUUCCAACGAUUCAUGGAUGAAGUCUGCCGUGACCUGGAAUUUGUGUUUGUAUUCAUUAACGACAUCCUGGUUUACAGCACCACGCCCGAUCAACAUCGCCACCAUUAGCGCCAGCUUUUUCGGCGACUGGAGCAUUACGGCUUAGUCAUUAAUCCUAAGAAGUGUGAGCUUGGCCGUUCACAGUUAUCAUUCUUAGGUCAUCAUGUCAGUGCCCAAGGGAUUUCCCCUCUUUCAUCCCACAUCCAAGCUGUUGCAGAAUUUCCUCAAACUGUUGACAAGAAGAAGUUUCACAGGCUACAUCCUCUGCACAAACUAUUAUCCUCUACCAAUUUUAUUUGGUCUCCAGAAUGCGAGGAGGCAUUCCAGUACUGUAAAUCCGCCCUAGCUAGUGCAACACUGUUGGUUCAUCCGCAUUAUAAUGCACCAACCAGUAUAACAUCUAAUGCCUCAGAUCGUGUGUUCCACGUGUACACUGAUCACAAACCAUUGACUUUUGCAAUCUCAAGUGGGUCAACCUAACGCUCACUGCGGCAAAUCCGGCAGUUGGCUUUUAUUUCUGAGUUUACCACCGACCUGCGACACAUCAAGGGUAAGAAUAACGCAGUGGCAGACGCGUCUUCCAGAAUCCAAAUCAAUGCCACCUCCUAUACCAAAAUUGACUUUCUGGCAAUGGCUCAAGCACAAGCUGAUGAUCAUGAAACCCAGUGCCAGAAAGCUGGCAUAACAAAUUUAAAGUUAGUGGAUGUUUUCCUUGAUGGCGAUGACAACCUUACACUUCUCUGCGACUCAUCUCAGGGUAAUAUUCUACCAAUAGUCCUAGAGUCUUUUCGUCGCGAGAUAUUGAAUCUGAUGCAUAAUUUUUCCAUCCAGGCGCUAGAUCCACCUGUAAGCUCGUCAGCGCUCGGUUCGUGUGGAACGGUCUCAAUCGUGAUGUUCGACGGUGGAUUCGAACUUGCAAUGCUUGCCAGCAAUCUAAAAUUCAUCGUCAUACUACAGCGCCGCUCCAGAAGUUCGAUAUCCCAGAUCAUCGUUUCGCUGAGAUUUAGGUUGACAUUGUCGGCCCACUUCCGCUGUCUCGAGGGUUUACCUAUCUGUUCACAUGCAUUUAUCGCUACUCUCGGUGGAUUGAGGCUAUUCCGAUGGUCGACAUGACAGCGGAAAGCUGUGCACGUGCUCUGUUACAUGGUUGGAAAUCACGGUUUGGCCUGCCCAGGAGCAUAAUGUCGGAUCGUGGCCGGCAAUUUGAAUCCAAACUCUGGUCAUCUCUCAUUUCUCUUCUCGGAAUACAAUGCACCAGCAACGUCCUGUUCCCCCACAAAACUACGGUUUGCCUCCAUCUUAUAUACCGGCGUGCAUUACAACAAGCUACACAUGUUUACGUUAGGCACGAUGCAGUCAAAAGUGCGUUCCAACGACCCUACGACGGCCCAUUCCUAGUCAUCCAACGCACUGACAAGUUCUUUACGCUCAACACGAAUGGGUGCCGUGAUACAGUCUCUAUCAACAGGCUCAAGCCAGCAUUCCUUGAGAAAAGGAACGACCCACCGCUCAAGCCAACCACACAUCCCAUGACACCUGUUUCUCCCGAUGCAAUUGAACCACUCUUGCCAACGGUACUGCCAACACCAUCUUUAACGACACGUUCUGGCCGUACGGUACGCUUACCAAGACGUUACCGCACUGGGAGGGGGGGGGGGGUGCCUUGUAAGGGAAAAAAUAUAACCUGGUCAGCGGCUUGGUCAGACAACUAAUUUAUGAUAAACAUCAUGUUAGAACCAUAUUAGGUCUCUCGAUCGAACGAAAAAUAUUUGUAGAUAGUAAACAAAGUGUGUUGAUAAAAUAAAGAUAUUUUAUACUAUAUACAGUGUGAAUUCUACACUCGAUUUUCCGCUUAUUGUGUCUUAGUUACCUUAAUUAAAAAAAUUCAAUCUUAAAUACACAAAAAACAAGCUAUCUGAUUGAUCUAAAUUUAAUAAAACUUGGGCUGAGUAAAGAAAAAUUCGAGUAGGCAUUGAAUUAUUGAUAUUUUAGGGGUUUUUGUGCCAAAACUUUGUUUUCACCAUUCAUGGAGUGUAAAAUAUAUCUUCUAUCAUAAUCGCGAGUCGUUCUAGUGCUUUUAAACUAUAAUUGAAGUUGUUUGAGGAAUUAGUAAAAAAAAAUUAUCAUUCAAAGAUCGUGAUAUGAGCAUUUCUUGGCUCACAUGUCUUAGCUAAUAAGCGAAAUCACACAUUGGGUUAUUUUUAUCAAAAAGCCGGGUAUUUGGACUUGUUACCUGCCAGUUUCGCGUAACAUAGGCCUUGAUAGGACGAUUUAAUUUGGUUUUGUUUGGUCCCUCUUUGUGAGACUCACUUGUUGUGAAUCCCAUGGUGUAUUAUGUUUAUUUUAGAUUGAACAACCAUCAGACAAAGAAGUCUCUCCUGAGGUAAGCAUGCACGUUUACGUGAACGAGGUUUUAACAAAAUGAUAGUUUAAGAUUUAUGAAGAAUUACCUCAAUUACAAAAAAUUGAAUUACUGAGGUAUUACAUAUAUAUAUAUAUAUAUAUAUAUAUUUCGUAACGUUUUUAUGAAGAAGGGCAUGUCAUAUAAACAGAUUCGUUUAUAUUAAUUCAGCAUCAAACCAUACUGGUUCUGAAAGUGUUCUAAAGGGCAUCUCGUUUCAUUUUGAAUCAAAUUCUGGAUUAUUGUGCAUCGUGUUAUGUUUAUUUUAGAUCGAACAACCAUUAGACGAAGAAGACUCUCCUGAGGUAAGCAUGCACAUUUACGUGAACGAGGUUUUAACAAAAUGAUAGUUUUAGAUUUAUGAAGAAUUACCUCAAUUACAAAAAAUUGAAUUACUGAGGUAUUACAAUAUAUAUAUAUAUAUAUAUAUAUAUAUAUAUAUAUAUAUAUAUAUUGUAACGUUUUUAUGAAGAAGGGCAUGUCAUAUAAACAGAUUCGUUUAUGUUAAUUCAGCAUCAAAUCAUACUGGUUCUGAAAGUGUUCUAAAGGGCAUCUCCUUUCAUUUUGAAUCAAAUUCUGGAUUAUAGUGCAUCGUGUUAUGUUUAUUUUAGAUUGAACAACCAUCAGACAAAGAAGUCUCUCCUGAGGUAAGCAUGCACGUUUACGUGAACGAGGUUUUAACAAAAUGAUAGUUUAAGAUUUAUGAAGAAUUACCUCAAUUACAAAAAAUUGAAUUACUGAGGUAUUACAUAUAUAUAUAUAUAUAUAUAUAUAUAUUUCGUAACGUUUUUAUGAAGAAGGCAUGUCAUAUAAACAGAUUCGUUUAUAUUAAUUCAGCAUCAAACCAUACUGGUUCUGAAAGUGUUCUAAAGGGCAUCUCGUUUCAUUUUGAAUCAAAUUCUGGAUUAUUGUGCAUCGUGUUAUGUUUAUUUUAGAUUGAACAACCAUCAGACAAAGAAGUCUCUCCUGAGGUAAGCAUGCACGUUUAUGUGAACGAGGUUUUAACAAAAUGAUAGUUUAAGAUUUAUGAAGAAUUACCUCAAUUACAAAAAAUUGAAUUACUGAGGUAUUACAAUAUAUAUAUAUAUAUAUAUAUAUAUAUAUUUCGUAACGUUUUUAUGAAGAAGGCAUGUCAUAUAAACAGAUUCGUUUAUAUUAAUUCAGCAUCAAACCAUACUGGUUCUGAAAGUGUUCUAAAGGGCAUCUCGUUUCAUUUUGAAUCAAAUUCUCGAUUAUUGUGCAUCGUGUUAUGUUUAUUUUAGAUUGAACAACCAUCAGACAAAGAAGUCUCUCCUGAGGUAAGCAUGCACGUUUACGUGAACGAGGUUUUAACAAAAUGAUAGUUUAAGAUUUAUGAAGAAUUACCUCAAUUACAAAAAAUUGAAUUACCGAGGUAUUACAAUAUAUAUAUAUAUAUAUAUAUAUAUAUAUAUAUUUCGUAACGUUUUUAUGAAGAAGGGCAUGUCAUAUAAACAGAUUCGUUUAUAUUAAUUCAGCAUCAAACCAUACUGGUUCUGAAAGUGUUCUAAAGGGCAUCUCGUUUCAUUUUGAAUCAAAUUCUCGAUUAUUGUGCAUCGUGUUAUGUUUAUUUUAGAUUGAACAACCAUCAGACAAAGAAGUCUCUCCUGAGGUAAGCAUGCACGUUUACGUGAACGAGGUUUUAACAAAAUGAUAGUUUAAGAUUUAUGAAGAAUUACCUCAAUUACAAAAAAUUGUAUCCACUAGAACUGUCAUGUGACAAACCUAUCGAACUUGAACGUGGAAAAG
Molecule: messenger RNA, 7857 nt
Organism: Paramuricea clavata
Lineage: Eukaryota; Metazoa; Cnidaria; Anthozoa; Malacalcyonacea; Plexauridae
Source: the annotation of a GenBank genome assembly